This is a messenger RNA of Armigeres subalbatus, 1075 nucleotides long. Its product is annotated as translocon-associated protein subunit gamma. Gene Ontology annotation, cellular component: endoplasmic reticulum; membrane. The record is from RefSeq and is a predicted model, not a curated record. NCBI's taxonomy places the organism in Eukaryota, Metazoa, Arthropoda, Insecta, Diptera, Culicidae. The transcript is spliced from 3 exons. Gene Ontology annotation, biological process: SRP-dependent cotranslational protein targeting to membrane. Bases 180 to 734 code for a protein of 184 amino acids.
UAAAAGCGGGCAAUAAUCGUGUCCACAUCGUCAGAUUUUUUGACACGUAUCGGCUACGUUUGCUUCUUUCACCGCAGAUUCACGGAGCAUUCAUCGGAUCUACAAGUAUCUGCACUAGUUUUUUCCAGGUCCACAUCCCAGUUCGAUAGUGCUCUUACCGCCUCAGCCUCAUCAAAAUCAUGUCUCACCAAACCAGCUCAGGAUUUACCAAGGAGGAAGAGUUGCUUUUGCAAGAUUUCAGCCGAAAUGUGAGCACCAAGUCAAACGCACUUUUCUACGGAAAUGCUUUCAUUAUUUCCGCUGUGCCGAUCUGGCUCUUCUGGAGAGUGCACCAAAUGGAACUGCUUCCUUCAUUGGUGUUCUUCGCUAUAAUAACCGGGCUUAGCACUUAUCUGAUGGCCAUGGCCUACAAGUACACCAAGUUCACCCUGAAGCACAAGAUUGCAAAUAAGCGUGAGGAUGCUGUGACCCGCGAAAUGACCGCACUGCUAGCCGAUGACAAAAAAAUCAGUCGCAAGGAAAAAGACGAACGCAUCCUGUGGAAGAAGAACGACGUGGCCGAAUACGAGGCGACCACUUUCUCCAUCUUCUACAAUAACGCUCUCUUCCUGGCUGUAGUCAUCUUCGCAAGCUUCUACCUUUUGCGUUCCUUCACGCCCACCUUCAACUACAUUUUGUCGGUGGCUGGAGCUAGCGGUUUGAUGGCGCUGCUGUCGACUGGAAAGUCUGCGUAAUUUACACCAUACCGGGAGAAAACACGAGUCGAUGCCAGAUUGGCGGUAAGAUUCAACUUUUUUUUGUGUGUUUUGUAACAUGUAGUUAUUUUCCGAAGAAUUCAAGACUUUCGCAUUUAAGUUUAAGAAGGCAGGUUUUUCUUCGGUUUAUUCUCACAAUUUUGAGUUUAAUUUAAAAUCAUCAAAGUGAACACAUUUUUUUUCAUAAGCUCAGUACUGAUUCAGGGAAGGUUUUAACUUCUCAUGAUAGAUAAUUUAAGAGAAAAUUUGAACGACUAUUUUCAUAGCCUGGAAAGAGAUUCAAACGUAUCACAAUAAAAAGAAGUGCGUGGAAAGUUCAA